AUGGUACUAUUUCAUCUUAUAUUAUUGAAAAUAUUCUUAUUCUAUUCAAGUCAGUCUUCAGCACAAAAAUCUAAACAAAAUGAUCAUAUUAUCACAACACAAACAGCAUUUAACACUUUAAGUUAUGAAAGAACUCAAAACUUUCAAGAUGUUUCUGAUGAAAAUACAAUUGAAGCAUUAAAAUAUAUUGCAUAUUAUUUAAGAAAUUACAAAUUUAAUGAGUGGGAUCGCAGGUUGUAUCAGUCACAACCAAAUGAACGUUUAUCUGGUUUCUUUGUCCAUUUUCCCGAUCCACCAUUGGAAACUCUACACUGGGAAGUAUAUGAAAAUUGCGAUGAUAGCUUCAUAAAAUGUAUCAUAUAUUUGCAAAGUGUCAUUGGUGCUUCACCUGAUAUUUGCAUUAAUAAGAACAAAACAUUAACUAAAAUCGAAACUGAAAAUUAUAUCAAAAGUGAUUUGGAAGAUAGUAUGCCAUUUUACAAUUCUAUAGAAAAAUUUAAAUGGAAAACUACAGCAUCGUAUUACAUGUGUUGGUACACGAUGUUAGGUAUUCCUGCAUUAUCAAUGCUCAGUGGAUCCUGUGACAAUUUUGCCAAUUCCUUAGAUUACACUGAUAUCAGUCAUAAUUAUGAUCCGAGAUCUAAUAACAAAUUGUCCUUUGCAUGUGCUAUGUUUAGUUUUUGUCCUGAUCCAUGUUGUCCCAAAAAAUAUGUAUAUUCAUAUAAAGAAUGUUACGAAGAUAGGAAAAAUCCUUGUUUUAUUGAAAAUAAUUACAGAAAUGUUCAUUCUGCGUGUAAAAUGAAUCACAAGGAAAAUCAAAAUUUAAGCGGUAUAAUUGCAAACAAAUGGAACGUUUCUUGCACCUGCAAAGAAAAUGGGUUUACUUGGAGUUCAAAAUAUGAAAUGUGUGUAGAUGUCAAUGAAUGCACAAAGGAGGAUCAUAAUUGCGAUACCUCCUCAGAAAAUUGUUUAAAUUCACCAGGUGUAUGA
Vanessa tameamea is the source of this 990-nucleotide messenger RNA. RefSeq lists its product as uncharacterized. The record is from RefSeq and is a predicted model, not a curated record. The transcript has 2 exons. NCBI's taxonomy places the organism in Eukaryota, Metazoa, Arthropoda, Insecta, Lepidoptera, Nymphalidae. Bases 1 to 990 code for a protein of 329 amino acids.